Messenger RNA from Gambusia affinis (western mosquitofish), 963 nucleotides. It is a transcript of the gene fibina, whose product is annotated as fin bud initiation factor a. Bases 199 to 825 code for a protein of 208 amino acids. The transcript has 2 exons. Lineage: Eukaryota; Metazoa; Chordata; Actinopteri; Cyprinodontiformes; Poeciliidae. The record is from RefSeq and is a predicted model, not a curated record.
GAACAGCAAAAUAAUUAGCGGUGAAAAUAUGCGUGUGCGUGAUUUAGGGGCCACCGGGCCCCACUCACUGAAAGAGGCAGUCUGUGUCUUUUAUGUGAAGUGGGACUGACUGUGUAACUUGAGUCGGGAUGAAAACUGUGCUCCGGAUCCGGCUGCACGUCCAGAUGCAGCUCGCUGAACAGAGACGGAAGGUGCAGGAUGGAUCACGUCCCGCUGCUGCUCAUCCUGCUCGCAUCGUGGCCCCUGUCCUCGGCGGUCUACGACGGGCCCCUCCAGCCGGAGAUCUCCAACGGCACCUUCCAUCACUUCUUCGUCCCGGACGGGGAUUAUGAGGAGACGGUCGACCCGGAGCACUGCCAGAUGUUGUUCAAGUUCUCCGACGUGGUUCCGUGCGCGGCCGCGGAGGAGAGCGACGCCGCGGUGCGCGACGACUUCAUCAUCACCAAGCUGCAGGCGGAGGACGCGGCGCGGCUGCUGGAGGGCAUCGGCCGCGCCGUGGCGCACGACCUGGACAGAGAGGACAGCUACGGGAAGUUCCUUCUGAAGGAAAUCUCCCAGAUCGGCGAGGCCUUCUCCAGCGUGGACAAGUCUCUGGUGGAGCUGGAGGUGAAGUUUAAGCAAAGUCAAGAGACUGAGCUGAGGGAGGAAGAGCAGCUGAACGGCUACGUGGUGAAGCAAGUGAGCGACAUCAGAGGGGCACUGAGGGAAACCACCGACAUUUCUCAGGGACUCAGAGACAGACAUGAGCUGCUGUCGCUCAUCAUCCGCAGCCAUGGCACCAGACUGAGCCGCCUGAAGACUGAGUUCCUCAAUGUGGGCUCAUGAAUGUGCUUCUGAGACAGCAGUGAACCAUGAAGACCUGAGGCACCCUAUAGUUGUUGACAGAGGAACAAUUUUUUGUUGUUCUGGACUUUGUGAAGUUGUUGGUCUUGUCAGCCCUAUAAGUACUUCACUGCUACAUUU